Messenger RNA from Salpingoeca rosetta, 3307 nucleotides. RefSeq lists its product as uncharacterized. The record is from RefSeq and is a predicted model, not a curated record. The transcript is spliced from 4 exons. NCBI's taxonomy places the organism in Eukaryota, Choanoflagellata, Craspedida, Salpingoecidae. The coding region runs from base 95 to 3283 and encodes 1062 amino acids. Gene Ontology annotation, molecular function: protein binding.
CAAGCGUGGUUCAAAUUUGUUGGGGAACAGCACAAAAAGUAGUGGAUCCAACCCAGCACAGCAGCGACAAAAGACAACAAGAAGAGAGCAGCAGAUGGAGGAGGUGAAGGCAUGGUUGCAGAAGGCCGGGCUUGGCUUGUAUGCAAAGCGGUUUGAGCAAGCCAACUUCAACUCACUGGAAGCAUGCAAGGGGUUGACGGAGGAUGACCUUUCCAAGACGAUUGGCAUCGUGGAUGAUGAGCACAGAGCCAUGGUGCUGGACCUUGUGGCCGGCCUGGCAAAGAAGACCACGCCUACCAAGAAGAUUGAGGGCGCGGAGGAGCUGGCAGAACAGAGCGAAGUCGAUGCCACAGCAAAAGUGCAGAAGCGCAAGGCCGGCUGGCGCAACAUCUUCAAGCGCAAGUCUCGAUUUGACAUGAACCAGGACAUCACCAUGUCUGCACAGGACCGCCAGUCCCUUGUGGAAGACGUCAGCAGCGGCAAGCUCAGCGCGCUGGACGCCUUCAGCCGCUUCAGCGCGCACGAGGAAGAGGCCUUCUCCACGCACUCCAAAUCCUCGGACGACCGCGACCGCCGCUUCCUGCGCCGCCGCUCCGUGCACCUCAAGAAGUCGUCGCAGGACCGCCUCGCCAUCCUCAAGCGCGUGCGCGACCAGGAGAUUACCGUGGAGGAGGCGAGCCGGCUGCUGCAGGCCAUCGAAGACAAGAGCAAAGUGCAGGCCAUCCAGGAGGACGAGGAGACCUCCGAGGACGAUGCCACGGCCGAAUCCAGCACCGACAACACCGCCAACGCGUCAUCGUCGGCGGCGCCUGGUCGCCCGCCUGCUCCCGCCAAGCGCACCAUCGCGCUCUCGCCAGCGACGGCAAGCAAGCCCAGCAGGCCGAGCAAGCCCACACCUGCGGCCAAGAAGAGCGACAAAGACAAGGGCGAGGAUGACUCCCUGUCGUCGGUGUUUGAUGCCAUUGCCACAAGCCAGACGCCGCUCACGCAGCCCAAGCGUGCACAGCGGCAGCAGAAGCGCCCGCCAAACCGCGCGCGGAUGAGGCAGAAGCGCGCACAGGCGCAGGCGAUGGACAGCGACCAGGCAUGGAGCAUGCUUGCUGGUGCACAGCCCACACCCGGCACCCUCCCACCUGCGCGCGCAAAGCCGCGUCCCCGCCCCGUUGCCACAUCCCGCAAACCACAGCCAUCAUCAUCAUCACCAUCAUCAUCAUCAUCAGGAGCAGGAGCGAGCAAGCAGACGGUGGUUGCGACCCCUGCGGGCGUGACCACAUCGUCAUCGUCGACAGAUGUGGAUGUCCCGGCCGUUGAUCCGCCGCUGGAGAAACAGCUCCUCCUCGACUGGCUCUCCCCGCUCGGCUGCCAGGAGUAUGUGCCCAAGUUUGUGUCGCUUGGCUACGAUGACGCCUACUUUGUGCGGCAGUUUCUUGACGCGAGCGACCUGGAUGCGCUUGGUGUCACCAACGCCCUCCACCGCACCGCCAUCCUCAAGGCUGUCGUCACCCCGGACCCUCCAGCGGUUCCGCCCCCUUCCAAUAAUGGAAAGCCGCCCCCAUCUCUCCGCCCGCCAUCAUCGUCGUCAUCCUCAUGGUCGGCUGCUGCUGUGACAAAGAAGGCUGCCGCUGGUGCCGCAGGCAAGAAGAAGCCAACACCACCGCCAACAGCAACGCCAGCAGCAACAGCGGCAGGAGCAGGGCAGGGCGACGGAUCGCCCGACGAGCAGCCGCCUGCACGGCCGCCAAAGCCAACGCCAACGCCAACGCCGGCACAGCCCGAGUCGUCAACAACCGCCACGACACCACCAUCAGCCGCAAAGGCGACACCGUCAGAUGCGCCGCCGGCCCGCCCGCCAAAGUCAGCGGCAGUCGCGGCCAAAGUGGUACCGGAGCCAGGCGUGCCUGCAGGCAACGGCGCAGCGGAGGACGAAGGCAAGAGCCGCGGCGAUGCAAACGCAGACGAGGGCGAAGAGGAGAGCACAUUAAGAGGAGCUAGCGAGCAGCAGGAAGGAGGCGACAACACCAAGACAGCGGCAGACGCGCCCACAGCGCCCACAGCGCCCACAGCGCCCGCCCGUCCGCCAAAACCAACGCCGCCGCCACCGGGAGCAAAGGCCGAUGCCAACGCCGAUACUGGCGACGGCAAUGGCGGUGAUGGGGAUGGUGCCGGUGUUGACGCUCACAGCAACGACGACGAUGAGAAGGGUGAUAGCGACGCCGCUGCUGCGCCCCCGCGGCCGCCAAAGCCGACAGACGCGGCGGGCAGCCAGGAUACGGACGCUACGGACACCACUGUCACUGCCGGUGAUGGCGAUGGUGAUGGUGAUGAUGAAGCGACGAGUGCGCCCACGGCGAAACCGCCUGUACGUCCGCCAAAGCCCGUGCCUGCAAGCAAGCAAGCACAACAAACAGCUGAGGAAGAGGAUGCAGCGGAGGAGGGCAACGGCGCUGAGCAGACAGCGGAAGGUGGCGAGGAGAAGCAGCAAAGCCAAGACGAUAAUAAGGAGGACGCAGCGGCGCCCGCAGCGCCGGCGCAAAAACCGCCCGCCCGCCCGCGCAAACCACAGCCCGUAGCACCAAAGAAGCAGGGGGAAGAGGAGGAGAAGGAGGAUGAAGAGGAAACGCAGCAAGAGGACGGUGAUGGUGAUGGUGAUGGUGACGACACUGCAGCUGCGCCAACGCCGGCAGAGAAACCGCCCGUGCGACCGCCGGUCAAGAAGCCGCCACCCAGCACGCCUGACAGCAGCGGUGCUGGUGAUGGUGAUGGCGAUGGCGACGAUGACAUGCAAGGGAAGAAGCGGCCGCCGCCCCGCCCAAAGCCAAAGGCGCCAGAGCCAUCAGCGACAACACAGCAGCAGGAAGACGAGGACGACAAGGAUGAGGACAAGGCGGAGAAGACGGCGGGGAAGGAGGCAGUAGCAGCGCCGCCGCCAAAGCCUGUGCCGCCGAAACCGAAAGCCAAGGCGGCGGUGGCCACCCCGCCUCCACCAAAACCCGCAGUGAAGAGGCCGCCACCGCCAGCCAAACCACCCGUUGCUGCAAGGAGCGAUGACGACAACACCGCGGCAAGUGCGGGCAAGCCUGCUGUUGCGCCACCACCAGCGGCGCCAGCACCGGCAGCAGCAAAGCCACCGCCUCCAACGCCGCCUGCGAGCAAACCAAAACCAAAGCCGCCCGUCGUGCCACCGGCUGAUGCAGCAAACAGCAACAGCAGCAGCGGUAACAGUGAUGCACCUGCACCAGCACCACGGCCAAAGCCAAAGCCUCGUCCACGUCCGCCCGUGUAAUUGUUGUUGUUGUUGUUGUUGUUG